CAGAACCACCCCAGCUUGUAGAAUCUUCAGCAUGACCAAAGAAUUGCCCAAGAGACAUGUCUUAAUUAUAGACAACUACGACUCGUUCACUUGGAACCUCUACCAGUAUUUAUACCAGUCACCAUUGUGUGGGAAGGUAGACGUUUUCAGAAACGACAAGAUCGACAUUUCUACCAUUGAAAAUCAAGUCAAGCCCGACAUUAUCCUCAUUUCUCCAGGACCGGGCCAUCCUACUAGCGAUUCAGGAAUCUCUCGAGACGUCAUCAAACACUUCAUGGGAAAACUUCCUAUCUUUGGCAUCUGUAUGGGUCAGCAAUGUAUGAUUGAUGCGUUUGGUGGAGAAGUGACUUAUGCCGGAGAAAUUGUCCACGGCAAGACAACUACCAUUAAACAUGACGGUAGAGGAAUGUUUGACACCGUUCCACAAUCAGUUGCUGUCACGAGGUACCAUUCAUUGGCUGGAACCCAACAGACAUUGCCAGACUGUUUGGAAGUCACAGCACUAACCGAGACUACUCCAGAGAUCAUUAUGGGAGUUAGACACAAGAUUUACACAAUUGAAGGAGUUCAGUUCCACCCAGAAUCCAUUUUGACCGAAUCGGGCCAAAUAAUGAUCAACAACUUGUUGUCUGUCACAGGAGGAACCUGGGACGAGAACAAAGCCAACGGAUCCGGCUUUUCAAAGAAGGAAAAUAUUUUGUCCAAGAUCUACAAGCAACGUCAAAUUGACUACAAGAGAAUUGAGAGCUUGCCAGGAAAAUCACUUGAGCAAUUGGAGAUCUCAUUGGCAUUGAACAUUGCUCCACCCAUAACAGACUUCUACCAGAGAUUGAAGUACACCCAGGACGUGCUCAAGCAAACCAUCAUUUUGUCAGAGUUCAAGCGUGCAUCUCCGUCUAAGGGAGACAUCAAUAUUGAUGCGCAUCCAGGUAAACAGGCAUUGACAUAUGCUACCAAUGGAUGUUCCACCAUAUCGGUGUUGACCGAACCCAAGUGGUUUAAGGGUUCCUUGGAUGACUUGUCAUUGAUCCGUAAGGUUAUCGAUAUUCCAACUACUGAAGGAUACAAGAGACCAGCCGUAUUGAGAAAAGAGUUCAUUUUCAGCAAGUACCAGAUCUUGGAAGCUAGAUUGGCAGGCGCAGAUACUGUGCUAUUAAUAGUGAAGAUGUUGAAUGAUAUCAAGUUAUUACAACAACUAUACGAAUACUCUUUGUCGUUGGGUAUGAUUCCGUUGGUUGAAGUUCAAAACAAGCAAGAAUUGGACCAGGCAGUGAAGUUAACGUACAACGAUGACACCAAGGAGCCAUUGGUGAUCGGUGUCAACAACAGAAACUUAGCUACAUUCGACGUUGAUUUGAAUACCACCAGCUCUUUGGUUGAAUCUUCAAAGAAAAGCCAAAGAAGGGGUGAUGUUCUUGUGUUGGCAUUAUCGGGAAUUACUUCCGUUGAAGACGUUAAGAACUACAAGUACAACGACGGAGUUGACGGCUUUUUGAUUGGCGAAAGUUUGAUGAGAGCAGAAGAAAGGGGAGAGGCAGGCAAGUUCUUGAACGACUUGUGCAAUUGCUAA
This is a messenger RNA of Scheffersomyces stipitis CBS 6054, 1570 nucleotides long. It is a transcript of the gene TRP3, whose product is annotated as bifunctional anthranilate synthase/indole-3-glycerol-phosphate synthase. NCBI's taxonomy places the organism in Eukaryota, Fungi, Ascomycota, Pichiomycetes, Serinales, Debaryomycetaceae. The coding region runs from base 32 to 1570 and encodes 512 amino acids. The transcript has a single exon. The record is from RefSeq and is a predicted model, not a curated record. Gene Ontology annotation, cellular component: cytosol. Gene Ontology annotation, molecular function: indole-3-glycerol-phosphate synthase activity. Gene Ontology annotation, biological process: L-tryptophan biosynthetic process.